Messenger RNA from Ipomoea nil (Japanese morning glory), 927 nucleotides. RefSeq lists its product as uncharacterized. The transcript has a single exon. Gene Ontology annotation, molecular function: aspartic-type endopeptidase activity. Bases 1 to 927 code for a protein of 308 amino acids. The record is from RefSeq and is a predicted model, not a curated record. Gene Ontology annotation, biological process: proteolysis. Lineage: Eukaryota; Viridiplantae; Streptophyta; Magnoliopsida; Solanales; Convolvulaceae.
AUGCCACCGAGACGGCCCUAUGGAGACAAGUCACCACCUAGUAGCAAGUGCACCCUUGGCUUGUCAAUUCAAGGGAGGGUUAAGAAGAGAAAGAACCGAUCGGGGAGAAAGAAAGAAAUUGCCAAGAGUCAACGCAACCAGCCACUCUAUGAAGUGACUGUAGAAGAAGGGGCACAAGGGAGAGUGCUCACCACUCGUUUGGAUCCCGUCGUACCAGUGGAGCUAGUCACGGGGACGUUUCUGGUGAAUCACGUACCUGCAGUGGUGCUUUUCGAUUCUGGAGCUACCAACUCUUUCAUAUCCUCGGCAAUGGUGGAUGAGUUUGGAUGGCUGCCUACAAGUCAAAGGAAGAUGAGUAUCCAGCUAGCCUCAGGAAGAUUGAUUGAUUACAAAGACAUCCUGGAAGGCUUGCCCGUGGAGAUAUCGGGGGUAACCUUUCCCGGGGACUUCAUUAAGAUAGAACUGGAGGGUAUGGAUGUAAUCUUAGGAAUGGACUGGCUGGGCAAGUACAAAGCCAAGAUCCUAUGUGAGGAACGGAAGGUAACAAUGAGAGGACCAAAAGGAAAGUACGUAUCAUACAAAGGUAAUCCGGAACCACCAGGCAUGCGAGUGGUAUCCAUGGCUAAGAUGAGGAAGUACAUGAGUAAAGGGCAUGAGGUUUAUUUAUGUACUCUCCAGGACUUGGAUGCAAAAGACGAGAGCUUAGAAAAGAUUGCUGUAGUAAGGGAAUUCCCAGAUAUAUUUCCCGAUGAAAUACCAGGAUUACCUCCAGUAAGGGAAGUGGAGUUCUCAGUUGACUUGCAGCCAGGCACCGCACCCAUAUCCAAAGUUCCUUACCGUAUGGCACCCGCAGAAAUGGCUGAGCUCAAGGGACAGCUACAGGAACUGCUAGAGAAGGGUUACAUCAGACCGAGCGUAUCGCCUUAG